Pelecanus crispus (Dalmatian pelican) is the source of this 229-nucleotide messenger RNA. NCBI's taxonomy places the organism in Eukaryota, Metazoa, Chordata, Aves, Pelecaniformes, Pelecanidae. The record is from RefSeq and is a predicted model, not a curated record.
CUCUGCUAGCAACCGAAUAAUUGGUGCUAAGGAUCAUGCUUCUAUUCAGAUAAAUAUUUCUGAGGUUGACAAGGUAACAGGCAGAGUAAAUGGCCAGUUCAAAACGUAUGCCAUUUGUGGAGCAAUUCGUAGAAUGGGUGAAUCAGAUGACUCCAUUCUGCGUCUGGCAAAAAGAUGGAAUUGUUUCCAAGAACUUCUAACUGAAGAAACUCUGGUAUGGAACAUCUGA